UGCGGGCUUCGGAUUGCCUAGCUCUGGAAUUCUGAGGCUCCUUCUGGAUGAGACCUGAGCUGUUCGUGCAGCCAGAAAAUCCGGGGUUCCAGCACGGAGGGGAUCCAUCGCUCCAGAUAAUACGUCCUGAUUCUCAAACUAAAAAGAAAACCCCAGGAAGGAAUGAAGGAUGAAGCUCUACAUAUAGUAGUUACUCAAUAAACAUUUACCAGACGUGAGAAGAAUUCCAUGAAGACAGACAGGAUUAACCAAGAUAAUGGUGUUUGAUUUCACAGAGUAAAUUCUCUUGGAGAAGAAUUUUACAGAUAUCCAAAAAUGAUUGAGAUUGAACAGGCAGAGGCCCAGCUCUCUGAGUUAGACCUGCUCGCCAGUAUGUUCCCUGGUGAAAACGAGCUCAUAGUGAAUGACCAGCUGGCUUUAGCAGAAGUGAAAGAUUGUAUUGAAAAGAGGACAAUGGAUGGACGAUCUUCAAAAGUUUACUUUACUAUCAAUAUGAACCUGGACUUAUCUGAGGAAGAAAUGGUGAUGUUUUCUCUGGCCUGUAUUCUUCCCUUUAAAUACCCUGAAGUUCUGCCUGAAAUUACUGUCAGAUCAGUAUCACUAAGUAGAUCUCAGCAGACUCAGCUGAACGCAGAUCUAACUGCAUACCUGCAAAAGAACUGUCUCGGAGAUGUCUGUAUAUUGAAUGCCACAGAGUGGGUUAGAGACCAUGCUUCUGGCUAUAUCAGCAGAGACACCACACCUUGCCCUGCUCCAGGAAGUACAGUCCAGCCAGUUGAUCUCAUUCUCACAAGACUGUGGAUCUAUAGCCAUCACAUCUACAACAAAUGCAAAAGAAAGAAUAUUCUAGAGUGGGCAAAGGAGCUUUCCCUCUCUGGAUUUAGCAUGCCUGGGAAACCUGGUGUUGUUUGUGUGGAAGGCCCACAAAGUGCCUGUGAAGAAUUCUGGUCAAGACUCAGAAAAUUAAACUGGAAGAGAAUUUUAAUUCGCCAUCGAGAAGACAUUCCUUUUGAUGGUGCAAAUGACAAAAUUGAAAGGGAAAGAAAAUUUUCAUGUUUUGAAGAAAAAGUAUUCAGCGUGAAUGGAGCCCGAGGAAACCAUAUGGAUUUCGGUCAGCUGUAUCAGUUUUUAAAUUCCAAAGGUUGUGCAGAUGUUUUCCAGAUGUUCUUUGGUGUGGAAGGACAAUGACUGGGCAGAGGAGUAGUUGAAAGUAUUUUGUCACUGUUGGCCUGUCGACUUUUCCCCCCACUGUCUCUUGAAAGAUGAAGUAAUUCUUUUUUAGCCCCCUUCCAGAAUGUAAGGGGGGAAAAAAGAGGGGAAAAAGGUAGUAUAGCUGAAAUGUAUGUGUUAAAAAGAUGUCAUAACUGAAAGGAGAACUGUUUUAAGUAUAAUCUUAAAAUCGUUGAUAGAAAGUUCUUGACAUAGAAAUUACCCAUUUUGAAAGAGAAAUUAAUUACACCAGAGGGAGAGGCAGGUCCAGCUUGCCAUCUGCUCCCACCUGUCCCCCCAGCCCUGCUUCCACUAAGAACCUGGAAAAGCUAGAUGUUCACUCUCCCAGCAUCUCUUCCACUAGGGGUGGUCUCAACACACGGCUUUGGGUGGGGGACUACUGGGGAAACUUCUGCUCUCCUGGUCAAAAGCGCAUGUGCAGCGAGGGCACCUCUUCUUCCCCUUCCUGCCACAGACACUACAGAAAAGGCUGAAGCUGCAGUAAGGCAGGAAGGGCCAGGAAAACCACAGAGAUGCCCGUCCCCACGUUGUUGAGCUGCCGAUCCAACACCAGCCCCUGCCUAUCUCUAGACAGCUUGUUAUGAAAUAAAACCAGUUUCGUUUCA
This is a messenger RNA of Leopardus geoffroyi (Geoffroy's cat), 1835 nucleotides long. RefSeq names its product RWD domain containing 2B (gene RWDD2B). Bases 316 to 1188 code for a protein of 290 amino acids. The record is from RefSeq and is a predicted model, not a curated record. The transcript is spliced from 6 exons. Gene Ontology annotation, molecular function: protein binding. Lineage: Eukaryota; Metazoa; Chordata; Mammalia; Carnivora; Felidae.